Messenger RNA from Acanthaster planci (crown-of-thorns starfish), 18305 nucleotides. RefSeq lists its product as uncharacterized. The record is from RefSeq and is a predicted model, not a curated record. Gene Ontology annotation, biological process: microtubule-based movement. Gene Ontology annotation, molecular function: dynein light intermediate chain binding; ATP binding; dynein intermediate chain binding. Gene Ontology annotation, cellular component: dynein complex. Lineage: Eukaryota; Metazoa; Echinodermata; Asteroidea; Valvatida; Acanthasteridae.
UAUGCGGGCCUGAAGAAUGCUCUGAAAGUCUGCGCUGCCUACCGAGGCACCUACCUAGACAUGAAAGACAAAGCUGACGACAUCAACGCAGAGAAAGUGUCGGAAACAGCAGAAGCAAUGACCCUGAAUCCUCCCAAGGGCGUCCUCUACAGCAGCAAGCUGUACAACACCAGCCAGCGCCGCCGUGUGCGGUCCUCCCACGGCAUCUGGCGGGACACCAGCUCCUCGGAUGUGGGUGUCAUUCAGGAGGAUGAGUGGACCGACUCGCAGUGGCCGCCGCGCAACGCACCGUGCUUCAACCUCAUGAAUGGCUUCAUGGAAAGAUGCAACGACCUCCUGGAGCUGGUCCAGACCACCAGGCACUUCAACCUGCUCCAGAUGGCGGCGGAGGUGGGCGGGGCCGGCACCAAGAGCCUGGACGCCCUGGUUCGGGAGAUCCACGAGGAGUUCUCCGGCGCCAUGGAGCGGUUCGGGGACGACGUGAUGGACAUCCUGGACAUCACUGAGAGCCAGGCGUUUGAGAAGGCCUUCUUCAACUUCAGGUCCAUCGUCAAGGACCUGGAGAGAAGACUAGCCACCGUGCUGCGCCAGAGCUUCCAGCAGUGCCCCACCAUCGGGGCCCAGCUCCGCCUCCUGGAGGUCUUCGAGGGGGUGAGCGGCCGGGAGAUGGUGCAGGAGUACCUGCGGGACAAGGACCAGCAGCUGGUGGCUGCCUUCAGCCGGGAGCUGAUUGCUGUCCGCUCCAUGUUUCUGGCCCGCCGCAAUGACCCACCAGGCCACGCCAACUUGCCGCCGGUUGUCAGCCGGCUGACCUGGGUGGGGGCACUCAAGAAGCGGAUCCAGCAACCCAUGGAGAAGCUAAAGCGCAUCAGCCCCCACUCCCUGGAGGGCGACGCCGGCUGGCACCUGCGAGACAUCUUCGCCGACACCAUGAAAGACUUUGAAGCCUACCAGCAGACCACCAUCAGCAAGUGGCAGGACCAGCUGCAUACGGAGCUCAGGGACCGGCUAAAGCAACCACUCCUGGUUGCCGAUGAUUAUGACCAGGAGGUGGACUACCGCCCCCAGGUCAUCCACGUCAACCUGGACCCCGCGCUCCUGCUCCUGCUGCGGGAGGUGCACUACCUGCAGCAGCCGCCGUUCGCCGUCAAGCUGCAGGACAGCGUGCGGGACCUGCUGCGCCACACGGACGCCGCCGCCCUGCGCACCACGGCCGCCCGGCUGGAGACCAUCGUGUCCAAGUACAACGCGGCCAUGCGCUCGCUGGUGGACUUUGAGCAGCCGCUGUUUGAGAGGAAACUGGGCAAGAUCGACCACCUCUUGGAGCAAGGUCUAAGCCACUACACCUGGAAGACCACGGAGAGCGCUGACUUCAUCGAGCUGGCCUCGGCCCUGGUCGGGGCCGACCUGCACCGCACCCUGGCCAUCGUCCAGAGCAACUGCCAGGAGAUGGUGGACAUCGCCCAGUCCUGGUCCAGCGGCACCCUGGAUGUCUUUGCCUGCCGGGACCCAGACGCCAGCUACCACAUGGUCCGCCUGCUGGCCUGGCAGAGCGAACUUAAUGAGGAUCACGAGAGACUGGUCAAACCGUCGGGACAGCGAAUUCACCACCUGCUAGGAAAUUCAUUUGAGGCCGUCCAGAUCAGCAGGGCUUCGCCCGCCUGGGAGGACUAUGUGGACCACAUUGACGCCUUGGUGCUGGACGGUCUCAAACAGUCCACCCUGAAGAGCCUCAGGUCCAUGCUAAACACCCUGGUCCACUCUAAUGUCGCAGAGGCUCAGGGGACCGUGGUGCCCGUCCUGACCAUCCGUAUGGAGCUGAUUGAAAACGUCGUGUCCUUCACCCCUCCGCUGGACCAGGGCACAGCGGUCACCAGCGUCCUGGAGAAUGUCCACCGGUGGCUGGAGGAAUUCAAGAACCGCGGCUCCCUGGUCAAGAUGCUCAACCAUGAUGCGGAGGGAGGCUACCAGCGGUACAUCAGCUUGGACGAGGAGGUACAGCAGCUGUGCGAGCAGAUUGUUCAGCUGGUCAAAGAGAACGGCGACGAGUGCAUGAAAUUACUGGAGCUGUUCAAGAAUUACACCUUCCUGUGGAUGCACAACAUCAACGAGACGUUUGACGAGUUCCUGCAGGGCCGUCUGAGCUCCAACCCCAUGAGGGACCUGGAGAAGCUGGGUCCCUCGGCCGGGAUGCGAUCUGCAGCCUCGGAGCGCUCGCUGCGCUCUGCCCAGAGCGGACGCGCCAGUUCAGCGUCCCAGUACAGCAUCGGGGCCAAGGGGGCCAUGGGCACGGCUGAGAAGUUCUUCCUGACGCCCAAGGACACCAGCGAGUAUGACAACGUGCCGCCACUGGACAUGUUUGAUGCCGAAAUCGACGUGUACAGGACUGCCAGGGAUGAGAUUGCAAGCAUCUUUGACUACAGAGAUGUGGGAUGGAUACGAGUGGAUCUACAGCCAAUCAAACAAGUCCUGACGACCUACGCCAGUCGCUGGAUGUGGACUUUCACUAAAUACCUCACCGAUCAGGUGACUGAGCUACUAACGGAUCUGGACUCCUUCCUCAAGCGCAUCGAGCCGGAGAUCGAGAGCAUCUCGGGCGAGGAGCGGGACACGGCCUCCUUCAUGCGGAUGAUGCGCAUCUUCAACGAGGUGUCAGCCAAGCAGCAGGAGAUGGACGGCCAGUUCACGGCCAUGAACCGCACCGUGCUGCUACUCAAGAAGUACGCACAGGCCCUGCCCGACCGCACCAGGGCACUGUACGACGCCGCCCCUGGGCGCUGGAACAACCUGAAGACCAAAGUGUCACUUGCGAAGCAGAGACUGGGGCCUCGGAUACAGGAGGAGUCGGCCAGCAUCACAAAGGACCUUGCCUCUUUUGGCGAGCGAGUGGAGACCCUCCAGAGGGCGCUCUCCUCCUCAGAGAUCUACACCUAUGACUGCCAGAUCCAGGCUGCUUUCAAGGAGAUCGCCAGGUUCAUGCAGCUGCUGGAAAAACUGGACAACGAAGCUCAGGACCUUAUUGAGCUGCAAGAGCUGCUUGAGACGGCGGUGGUCAACUUCACUGUCCUGCCUGAAUGCCGACAUGAGCUGCGCAACCUGAAGCUGGUCUGGGACACGGUGGAGACCAUCCAGGGCCAGCAGGAGGAGUGGAAGCAGGAGUCCUGGCAGAAGAUGAACACCAAGUACCUGAGGGAGGUGACCAACGACCAGCUGGAGAGGGUCAGGGGAUUGCCCGAGGAGGCCCACUACUGGGACGUCUACCUGGGGCUGGAGGACAGCAUCUUGGUCAUACAGGCUUGCUUGCCGCUCAUCGAAGACCUGAGCAACCCGGCCAUGCGGACCAGGCACUGGAAGCAGCUGGUGCGCGUGACCGGGGGCGCCCUGCUGAUCGACAACGAGAACCUGAAGAGGAUGACCUUGGGUCAGCUCCUGCAGCUGGGCCUUCAGAACCAUGUUGAUGAGGUCCGGGCCAUCGUUCAGCGUGCCGUGAAAGACGUCACCAUCGAGAGUGCCCUGAAGACAUACGAGGAGAUCUGGCUGAGUAAGAUCUUUGAGCUGAGACCCCACGUCAGGGUCAUCAGCGGAGCGGGCAGCGACAAACCUGACAAAGAGGAGACGGACACUAAGAGCGAGUACUCCCAGAGCGACGCUGGCACCGUCAAGGGACUGAUGCCGUCCGGCGGCCGCCGAGCUCAGAGUCGGAUGUCCUCCUUCACCAUCGGUACGGGAGGCCGGACCAAAAGGGCUAGCGUCUCCUCUCUCCCGGCAUCCCUGCUCAACCUGGGAGAGGAUUCAGGAGCCAUCUUCCUCCUGCACGAGACCGACCCCAUCUUCACGGAGCUGGAGUCCCACCAGGUGGCCCUGCAGAGCAUGCAGGGCAGCAGCGCGGCAGGAUCCUUCCUGGACGAGGUCACCAAGUGGCAGAAGAGACUGCAGACCAUCGAGGCCGUGCUGUCCACCUGGCUGGAGGUGCAGGAGAAGUGGGUGGAGCUGGAGGAGAUCUUCAGUGGGACGGAUGUCAAGGCAUCCCUGAGCCAUGAGGCAGGACUCUUCAGCUCAGCUAACAGGGACUUCCGUCUCCUGAUGAGAGCUACGGAGAAGAACCCCAACGUCCUGCAAUGCUGCCAGAGAAGAGGCAUCCUGAACAUCCUGGAGAAGAUGAACAAUAACCUUGAGUUGUGCCGGCGGUCACUGAUCCAGUACCUGGAGAAGAGGCGGCAACGGUUCCCCCGCUUCUACUUCCUGUCCAUGGAGGACGUGCUGCAUAUCGUCUGCAAUGGCUAUGACUUGAACCAGGUCAACCUGUACCUGCCCAAGCUGUUGCAGAACCUGGGCCGCCUGGAGUACGAGGAGAAUCAGUCGGAGGCGGCCGAGUGCAGCUUCAACAUCACGGGUCUCAUCAGCAACAUGGGAGAGAAGAUGCCACUCAAACAGAUCGUCUCCUGCGAUGGCCCCAUCGAAAGCUGGCUGGGUAACCUCCUGCCCAUGGUCAAGCUGACCCUGCAGACCCAGCUGUCCUCGGCCCUGGGGAAUGACUCCCUGGAGCCUCCCGGCACGCCCCGCAGGACAGAGAGGGAGAUACACAGCGCGGGGGCCAGGCGGGUCACCGUCGGCAAAGAUGAGAGGAAAGGCACGGCGCGUAGCCGAGCAGGCAGUCGCACCGGUAGCCGCACCCAGCGGCCAGGCACCAGGGACUCGCAGGACAGCCGGGGCGGCCAGGGUGGGUAUGACGGCCGACACGGUCUAUCUUCCUGGAUGCUGGACCACGUGACCGAGGUGGUGCACCUGGCCACGCAGAUACAGAUCACCGAGCAGACGGAGAAGUGCCUGAAGCUAAUGGAAUCCGGAGACAAGAAUGCCAUGAGGGAAACCCUGGAGAAGGUGAAGGCCAGCAUCCAGGCAGCCGUGGUGAUGCUGAAAGGGGUUGAGGAUGAGAACGAGAGGCGGACGCGUCUGGAGAAAGAGAAGAGGAAGAAGGAAGCGGCUGCCAUGAGAGAGUCAGAGCAGACCAGCGUCAUGGACACGGGCACCGUGGUGUCCCACACGGGUCGUCAGAGCUCCCAGUCACACAAGGGAUCCCACUGGAGCCUUAACAACGAGAACGCCGCCCCCCUCAACCAGCCCACGACCAUCACUGAGGAGGGCAGCAGCCUGUCAGGACAGCAGGCGGAGAAUGGCGACAACCUGGAACCAGACAAGCCCCUGGACACCAUGAAGGUCGUGCUCCCGCCAGAGAGGCCAAAGGUCAAGGUCAAAGUUGAGGAGAAGAUUGACAAGAGCGAACUGCAGCUGAUGCUGUUCCCAGGGCAGAUCCAGAAGAUCAGCAACCUGAUCACACUGCUGGCACACCAGAGGGACCUCCUGCAAAGACUGAUUGAUAAGCAGGACGAGAUGAAAGGAUCUCUGCUGGAAUCCUUCGAUUGGCGAUCUCGUCUGCGCUACAUCUGGAAUGAAACCAGCAACAACCUGUCUGUCAAGCUGCUAGACACCUCCUUCGAGUACGGCUUUGAGUACAUGGGCUCAGCCGGCCGUCUCGUCUUGACCCCAGACACCGAGCAGGUAUUCCUCAGCCUGGCUCAAGCCGUCAAGGCCCACAUGGCGGGACUGUGCGUCGGACCCUCGUGGAACAGACGUCUGGAGCUUGUCCAGGAGAUGGCAAGAAGUCUAGGUCACCCUCUGUAUCUCUUCAACUGCUCUCACACCACCGACUCGCAGAUGUUAGCAGACAUCUUUAGAGGACUGGCAUCGACCGGUGCCUGGGUCUGCUUCAACAACCUAGCCCACAUCACAGCCCCGGUCCUCAGCACCUUCGGCCAGCUGCUCCAGAGCUACCUGGACGCCCUGAGGCAGGGCAAGUCGGCCACCCUCUCUCCUCCCUGGCAGACGGAGGAGGUGGCCCUCAACGCAGGCGGGGCCUGUCUGGCCACGCUGGACUCUGCCGUCUCCCUGCCCGUGGCAUCCCGGGCGUCGGUGGAGGGAAGGGUCCUGCUGAAUGCAGCCACUGCCCUGCUGCCCGGCGAGCUGGGCAGGCUGUUCCGGACGGUGUCGGCGGUCAGUGUGGACUUCCGUGUAGCGCUGGAAUCCAUGCUGCUUAGUCAAGGAUUCACCAAAGCCGUGGAGCUGUCCCACAAGUUGACGGCGCUGAGGGAAAUGUACACCCAGAUGAUUCCCAACUCGUCCCCGGCCUCGCAGGACGUCACUCUCGGGAGAGACCUGUGUGAGGAUUCCCACGGCUGGAGCAUUCAGGGCACUCGCUGCAUUGUCACGGAGGCAGGAGCCAUCUUGGACCAGCUGCUCGUGCUUCAGCUGGCCGAGGACCAUGAAGCAGCUUUAAAUGCGGAAUCUCUAGAGAACAUUGCGGAAGUGGAAAGCGACAAGCCGGAAAAAGGUGCCAACGAGCUUCCCGAGAGCCUGACCAAGUACGAGGCGGAGGCCGUGGUGACGGCCCUGCGCAACAACUUCCUACCGCGCCUUCACGGCAGCGAUGCCGAGAUGUUCAGCAGCAUGGUGGAGGACGUGUUCCCGGACGUCCGAGUUCCCAUGGGCUUCGCCGGGCAGGACGAAGUCUCCAAGACAAAUGGUGAAGUGAGCCUGAACACGCCCGUGGUCAGCACCCACCCGGCCUCCACCACCGCCCAGCUGGUCAGCCCCGCCGGCGGCCAGGACAAGCAGCCGCUGGACGACAUCCACUCGGCCAUCGCCGUGGCAACCAGCGAGCUGGGACUGUUGCCGGGGACAGCCUUCCAGGCCCGGGUAGCGCAGUUGGCACAACUGACCGACAGCCACCAGACCGUCAUCGUGGUUGGUCCCGCAGGAUGUGGCAAGAGCGAGUGCAUUAAGACGUUGGUUGGAGCCCAGCGGGAGAUGGGUAACGUCGUCAGCGCCCAGCGGAUCUUCACCCAGGCUGUGGAAUCGCAAGAGCUCUUGGGCUACUCCGACCCCAAGACUAAGGAGUGGAGAGACGGUCUGUUCAUCUCCCUGCUGCGCAAGCUGUGUCUGGUCCACAACACCGACUUCACCCACAGUCGGCCCGUCAUGAAGACGCUGCACCUGGACGGCCCCAUCGACCCCCGCCAGAUGGAGAUUUUCGGUUCCGUCUUGCACGGCGACGGCGCACUGGUGCUGGCCAACAAUGAGCGCGUCCGCCUGCCGGACAACCUUCGCAUCUUUUGGGAGAUGGAGUCCGCAGCUAAUCUGAGUCCCGCCGUGCUGUCUGAGGCAGGCUUGCUGUCCAUGGACACCUCGGACGUCUCCUGGCGGCUGGUGCUGGCCAGCUGGCUGGACCGCUGUGCCGACAGGGACCAGCCCAUCCUGCGUUCCCUGACCCACCGCUACGUGGGGCCCACCCUGGACCACCUGGACCGCUGCACCAAGCCUGAGAUGAUGGUGGCGGGCGGGACAAGGGAGAGAGGGGAGGGGCGCGUGGUCGGGGCCGGGAGGAACAAGGGGAGGAUGAAGAGGAUGGUGGACGUGUCGGAGAUGAGCAUGGUCAUGACUUUCUGCAGCCUCCUGGAGGCCUUAAUCUCCCAAAGUACAGAGCUUGAGCCGAUCCACUACGAGCGCUAUGUCAACUUUGCCUGCGUCUGGGCCUUCGCCGGUACCCUGGAGGAGCGUGACCGGUCGGCCUUCAGCGCCUGGUGGCUCAACCAGUGGGGAGAGUACAUUGAUUACCCAGACGGGGCGGAUGUGUUUGAUUACUUUGUGGAUGGUGAUACCCAGCAGUUUGUGCACUGGAGCGAGGCUGUGCCACCUUACAGCAUGCCGCCUCAUGAGGGCAUCCCGCCCGACGCAUUCGUGCACACCAUCAGUGUAGAGCAAAUCUCCUACUUGCUGAGCCUCUUGUCCGAUGCUGGCAGACCAGUGCUGCUCACUGGGGAAGGAGGUUGUGGCAAGACCGCCAUUGUCAAUGACAGGAUUCGAACCGUCUGCUCCGGUGAGGUAGCAGAGGUGCUGUCCCUCUCAAUCACAACCAACAGGUUCACCACGAGCCGCGUGCUGUGGCAGAGACUGGAGGAGCGGCUGGAGUGGAAACACGGCCGGACCUACGUGCCCAAAGGGAGCAAGAAGUUGAUGUGUCACGUGGACGAUCUCAACCUGGCCCGCGUGGAUGAAUACGGCCGGCAGUCAGCCUGUGAGAUGGUCCGCCAGCACCUGGACUCCGGCGGCAUGUAUGAGCCCGACACCCACAGGCUGCGGGAGGUCAAGAACGUGACCUACGUCACCACGAUCAACCCCAACUCUCCGGCCAGCGUGCCCCGGCCCAGCCAGCGCCUCCUCAGACACUUCUCCGUCUUCAGCGUGCCUUACCCCAAGUCCAGUGAAGUUCACAGCAUCUUCACCACCCUACUGAAUACCCACUUCCUUACCCCAGCCACCACCUCCUCAACGUCAGCCAGAGACAAACGUCAUCACAUCAUCGACAAAGAAGAGGAGCAGUUGCGCGCCCUGAUGUCCAUGGUGGUCAACGUCACCAUCGAGGUCCAGGACCGGAUGCGGGCCAUGUACCUGCCCACGGCCGAGCGCUGUCAUUACGUCUUCACCCUGAGAGACAUGCGGAAGAUAUUCAGGAACAUCUGUCUGUCACUCCGGCCAAAUGCGACUCGAGAGAACCUGCUUUUGUUGUGGCGGCACGAGUGCGAGUUCAUCUACGGUCAGCGGCUGGUCAGUCCCGUGGACUUUGACCGCUACCAGCAGGCGUUUGUGACCGCGGCCAGGAAGGAGUUCUCCAGUGAAGAGUUGCUGCAGCUGGUCAUCAACCCCUCCCAGCCCCUCUUCAGCAACCUGGUCCAGCAGGACUCGGGCAUCGUGACGGCCGGCGGCUACCGCUCGGCCACCUCCACGGCCAGCAGCAGCAUCGGGGAGGAGGACCCCACUGACCAGUACCGGCCCUGCGAGGACGUGGAGGGUGUGAGGACGCUGCUGCGGGACGCUGUGGAGGAGUACAACAAGUCGCACGCCAAGAUCAAGCUGGCCCUCUACAGGGAAACCAUCCAACGCGUCUGCCGCCUGGCCCGCACCAUCAUGUCCCCCCACGACGUGGGGCACGCCACCCUGGUGGCCGAGGGCAACCCGGGCCUCAGCAACCUCUUCGCCCGGCUGGCCGCCCACCUGUGCGGCUUCAGCGUCUUCGAGGUCAACCCCUCUCCCAUGUCGGCCUCCACAGAAUACAAGCUGGACCAGUUCAAGGCCGACCUGGUGGCGGCCUACACCAAGGCAGGAGUCAAGGGAGAAAAGAUCCUUCUCCUUUUGACCGAUGAGGAGUUACUGAACGAGGAUUUCCUGGUCUACGUCGGCGAGUUUGUGGUGACAGGUGCUAUCACCCACCUCUUCACCGCUGAGGAGCAGACCUCCAUCAUCAACUCCAUCCGCACCGAGGUGACGGCAGCCGGCCUGACCUACACCAGGGAGACGGCCUGGGAGUUCUUCCUCAAGGCUGUCAGUGGCAAUUUCCGAGUGGUCCUGGUGUCUUCCUCGAGCGGGGCGGCCUUCCAAGACCGCUGCAGACAGUACCCAGCACUGACCGCGCAUCUGAGCUGCUGCUGGUAUCAACACUGGUCCAGGGAGAGGGUAAUUAUCCACUGUAAUUACCGUCUGUCCCUUACAGGCGUUGAGACCCUUAACCACAUCCAGAAGGAGAACCUGGCCCACCUGUUGGCCACCAUGCACCUGGCCAUCCGCCAGCUGGACGGAGAAGAGAAAGGAGCCGGACAGUACAACCACCUGACCAAUACCACCUACGAGAAGUUUGUGGAGAGGUUCCUGUCCAUGUACCACCAGCGGCAGCAGAAGAUCCAGGAGGAGCACACCAUGGUGACGGGGGCCCUGGAGCACAUCAACAAGGAGAACCAGCUGGCCAGCAAGCUGCAGAAGCAACUGGAACACGAGCUGGUGGUGUUGGAGGAGAGGAAAGAGGGCACAGUCAAGCUGCUAUCUCAAAUCGGCCAGGACAAGGCCAUCGCCGAGCAACAGAUCAAGAUUGUGCACAAACAAAUGGAGAAGAUACAGAAACUGAAGAAGGCUUUGCCGCAGUACACGUUGGCCCACGCCAGGGCUGUCUACAAGACAGUUGCCGUGGUUCAAGACACCAAGAAGAUUGUGCAAGAGCUGGACAUCAACUCCCUAGGGGAGCUGAGAGGAAUGCAGAAACCGGACGUGGACAUUGAGGACCUGAUGGCCUCCAUCAUCAUGAUACUGAAGAGUCCGUCGUCAGACUUGACCUGGAGUAAAGGUGCCAAACGACAGAUGGCCAACAUCGAAAGGUUUCUUGAGGAGUUGAUGCAGUUUGAUGACAGCGAGUUGCCAGAGAGCACCCUCAACCUGGUGGAGCCCUACCUCAAGAAGGCCUCCUUCCAGCCCCAGAAUAUGCAGCGCAAGACCAACAACCUGGCUGCCGCCUCGCUUUGCAAGUGGGUCCGGGGCGUGGUCAGGUAUCACCGACUGAUGAUCUCCAAGGUGAAGCCGCUGCACACCAAGGUGGAGGAGACAACGGCGGCCGUGGAGGAAGCCGAACACAGACUGGCAACACUGGAGAACAAAAAGAAGGCCCUGGAGAUGCGACUGUUGGACCUGGCCCAGAGCUUUGAGGAAGCCACGGUGGACAAGAACAACCAGGAGGACCUGUCCAAGAAGAUGGGCCAACAGCUGGAGACGGCCAACAAAUUCAGAGAGAUCCUGGGAAUGGAACACAAGCACUGCGUACAGAUCUGUCGCUCCUUGCCCCAGCGGCUGUUUGCCAUCCCCGGCGCCGUCGCCAUGGCCGCUGCCUUCGCCUCCUACCUGGGCGCCUACGACCCCAAGUUCCGUCGGGUCAUGCUGACCAUCCAGUGGCCCAUGUGCCUGCAGGAGAGGGGCGUGCCCCUGCUGAUUGACGCCGUUGACCCCAUGAAAGGUUGGAUAGUGGAAUGGGCCAUCCACACCAACCGUACCCGCUCCAACACAGUGACCAGCUCGGCCCACAGCAACGAGGAGGAGGUCGGCAACACCCCGAGGGAUGCCGUGGGAGACCAGCCAUCACAACAACAGCAGCAAGAAGAGGAACAAGAAACAGCCCAGCAGGAGGCGCAGGAGAUGGGCGGAGAGGAUGACAGGGGAGGGGAAGAAGAGAAGGAAGCAGACGAGAAACAAGCAGUGGGCGGUGCCAACGAGACCAUCAUGGAGGAGGCAGAGACCGGAACCGAGAUGGAUAAUCAAGAGGCUGUCAAUGAAGACAGAGAAGGCCUCGUUCAAGACAUGCCCAGGAAUGAACCGCCAGCCGACGACACUGGUGCCUAUUCCCCGGACCUGCACACAGCCACGGAGAGCCAGUACAACUACACGGUGGACAACUUCCCCCAGAUCAGCAGCAGCGACUUUGGCCGCUACGUCCAGGCCCUGGUCAAGCUGCUGGUGGGCGAGCGGACCUUGCAAGAAUGGAUGACCAGAGGCCUGUGCCUACAGCAGAUGGAGAACCUGGCCAUUCAGAAAUCGUCAUGGCAACGACCCCCGUUCCUGAUUGACCCCCAUAUGGCUGGCGUGCGCUGGCUGCGCCGCAUGAUUCAUCGGAGCAAACUGACCAACAUCGACAUGCACACAAGGUUUGACCCGUCCAUCGUGGUCCAGGUGGAGAAGGCCAUCCUGUCUGGCCUGCCCUUGCUGCUGGUCAACUGUGACGAGCGACUGGACAGUAUGGUCAUGCCGCUCAUCCACCACGCCAACCACGGCAACGAGCAUAGCACAGCCGAAGACGCCCGCCUCAUCAAGUACUGCGGGCGGCGGCUGCUGGCCCACCAGGACUUCCGCGUCUCCAUGACCACUUCCCUGCCCCGCCCCACCCUCUCGCCGGCCGUGGCUUCGGCCACCACCCUGGUCAACUACAGCCCCUCCCCCGAGGGGCUGCGGGAGGAGCUGCUGGGGCGGGCGUUUGGCCGGGUGGCGCCCCAGCUGCAGGCUGAGCGACGCCGGGUGCUGAGGGCCAUUCAGCAGCACCGGGCCACGCUGCAGGUGCUUGAGGAGCAGUUGUUGCAGACGCUGGAGGGAGAGGUGGGGUCAGGGGACAUCACCGCCCACACGGAGUACGUCUCUGCCAUAGUCGACAACAAAGAACAGGUGUACGCCAAGCUGUUGGAAGCAGAGCGCAUCCUGGAUACACUAGAGAACAUCCGCGAGGAGCUGUUGCCCGUAGCCAAGCGCGGCGCCAUGCUGUUCAGCGUUGUGUCCAGCCUGGUCGGCCUCCAGCGGGAGUACCAGUUCUCCUUGCCGUUCUUCCUGUGGAUGUUUGACCAGGCCGUCGGGGAGGACCAGGCAGAAGAAGAGGAUGACGACCAGGGAGAAGACAUUGACAAUACCACGGAAGCCGGAAGCCACGUCUCCCCCGUGCGGCCCACGGGGGCCAGCGCUAGUACCCGCUUCACCGAGGUGGCACCCCAGCAGGCCGACUCAGAUGCCCAAGACAGCGGAAUCACCCAGGAGGGAAGCGAAGCACCUGGCUCCACGGGUGAGGAUCCUGCCGCUGCCACCAACCGGGACAUGCCGUCCCAGGAGGACAGCCUCCAGCAGCGCAUCAUGGCCCAGAUGGCCGUGCCCGACCUCCCGGACCUCCCCACGCCAGGAGUGGAAUAUUCCAACCUGUCAGCCAAUCAGGUCAAGCAGCUGGUGGACUGUCUGACCCAGACUGUCUUCCAGAACGUCAGGCAGUCGCUGUACGAGGAGCAUCGCCUGCUGUUUGCCUCCAUGCUCUGCCUCAACAUCCAGUACGAAACCACCGAGCUCUUCUCCGAAGAGGAACUGGCUCUGCUCCUCCAAGGCAAUCCGGGCCUUGGAAACAUGGAGCUGUCUCUGGCCGACUUUGAGUGUGACUCUCCGCCGCCGAACUUUCUGACCCCCGACCAGUGGGAAGACCUGAUGGCCGUGUCGGUCCUGCCCGGUCCCCUGGACGGACUGUGCGUCCAGUUUGCCCAGCAGCCUGCCGACUGGGAGGCGUGGUACAAGACCACCAACCCUGAGGAGGAGCCAUUGCCAUAUAGGCCGGCGACUGCCGGAGAAGACCAAUCUCGGCUGGUGGAUGCAGAGGGCCAGACCUCGGCCCACUCCACCCCUGACCUUGGCAGCCUAACCGAGUUCCACCAGCUCAUCCUGCUGCGCCUCCUGCGGCCCGACCGCUUCCCAGCGGCUGUGGCCCACUACGUCCGCCGCCACUUGACCUCGGUCAAGCCCCUGGCCAGCUCGGUGGGCAGCUUGCUGGGCAGUGCCCAGCGGCUGCUGGGCGUGCUGGUCCUGUUGCCCCCCACGCCGGCCUUCGGCAACAGCCAGCUGGGAAGCGGGAUGAAGAUGAAGGCCAAGCCGGUGGACGUGCUGAAGACCAUUGCUCAGAGUAAAAACAUUCCUUUUAACUGUAUCACGCUUGGCGACGGAGCUGAAUCUGGGGUCAACAUUGCCAUAGACACGGCAGCCGACCAUGACGGAUGGCUGGUCAUCGAAGACCUCCAUCUGGCCUCCGAUAACCUGCUGGCUGGUCUACGACACCAGCUGAUACGAGUGGGCAACACGGGAGGACCUCUCGGGCUCAACCCUAUCAGCCGGGAGUCAGAGUCGCGCUUCUGCGUCUGGCUGACCAGCGAGCCCAGCUCCAAGCUCUCGGACGCCCUGCUGCAGUCGCUGCGCGUUGUCUGUUGGGACAACCUGACGGAGCAGGUACUGAAUGCAGAGGAUGCUUCGGCCGGGGCCGAGGUUCCCAGCAACGACUCCUCGCUGGACGACCUCUUGAAGAUAGCAAUUGUGUCAGCUCUGAACGCUGUCACCCAGCAAAACUGGAAGAAAAUCCAGGAGAUGUCCACGUACAUUCGAGGAGCUGCCUUCGGCUCCUGCGUCAUCCACGGCGUACUGUCGGCCCGGCAGAUGUUUGGCACCCGGGGCCUGUCACGCUGGUACGCGUUCUCCACCGUCCAGCCCAACCACGCCGUGGAGGUCAUCCUAGGGUCAACGGUAGAAGGUCAAGGAAGCAAGGAGAUCGGGGUGGAGGAACUGUGUACUGUCUUGACCGAAGUGGUGUACGGCAACACCCUCACCAGCGCCUGGGACCGUCUCUACCUCUCAGCCCUCACCCACCACGUCCUACUGACCACCACCAGCCAGUCGGGGAGCCUGACCCUAGGAGGCGUACCCCUGCCAACGCCCCCAGCCAACGUGGAUCCCGUGGACUACGCCCGCUGGUUUGAGGAGAAGUGGACGGAGGGAGUUGCCACGGUGCAAGCCCUGAGCCUUGACGAGGGAAUCCAAAAAGUUGUCAACAAAAUCAAUGGGGACGAGUUCCUACACCACCUAGACACACUCUACGAGCUGCAGCACACUGGCACGGCCACCCUGGAGCCGGCGAACGGCCCCCUGGACCUGACCAAGGCCCAGACGGCCCUGGACGGCGUCUGGGAGCGGCUGCCCCCGCUGCUUGAUCUGGGCGAGCUACCGCUGCAGGUGGUGAACGAGAAGGAGCGCUACACCUUCCCCUACCACGCCCCUUCCCUCAUGAGCCUGCUGAGCGUGGCCAGCGCCGAGAUGCCGCAAUCCAUCGGUUACGUCUUGCUGCAGGAGUGCCACUGGUUCAACUCCCUCCUAUGCCACGUCCGGCAGAUGCUGCAUGACCUGCAGGCCCACCUGCUGGGCGGAGAGAGGGGUAUGCCGCCCACCCUGGCCAAGUGCGCCCGAGCGCUGCAGAAGGAGCUGGUGCCUGUCACCUGGGUGCACCCCAACAGGCAGCCCCUGGGCCACACGCUACACUCCUGGGUCACAGAUAUACUGAAGCGUUUCAGCCAGCUGCGGACCUGGAUCAAGGAAGGCAAGGUGCCCAGCUCUUCCCAGGACCCAGACAGGCCCAGCCCGCCCAAGGGGAGCCUCAUGUCGGUCUGGAUGGGAGGGCUGGCCAACCCCACGGCUGUCAUCACGGCUCUCAGACAGGAGAAGUCGGCGCUGGAGGGAUGCCUCAUCUCAGAGAUCGGGAUCGCCUGCGACGUCUCCUCCUCCCUGGAGGCAGACACCUUUGAGAUCGCCCACGAGGGCGGCAUGUACCUGCGAGGCGUCUACCUAGAGGGAGCCUCCUGGGACCUUGAUAACGGCUGCCUGGCCCCCGCUGGGUCCAGUCUUGUCAAGAUGCCCAGCAUCUACAUCCGUCCGGUUCGCCUUGGUGGCUCCAGUCCCGGGCCCAGCGCCAGUCCAAGUCGACCGGCCAGCAGCGGAUCCACCAACCAGAGACAGCCGGCAGAGGAGACCGAGCCAGCAUCCUUGAAAUACAGCUGCCCGGUCUUCAUGAACCGAUCGCGGCAGGUAGCGGCCUUCACCCUGGAGCUGCCUUGCCCCGCCCCCACGGACGACUGGAUCAUGGCCGGUGCUGCGCUGGUACUUGACCCAGGAGCCCCAGAAGAUGGUGGAAAGAAGUGGCCCAAGCCAUCCCCACGCAAACGAGAGGAACCCCAGCCCCCAAUGAAGGAUGAGACACAGAGCGACCGCACGGCUUCGGUCAUCUCCAAACUGUCGGCGGCCGCUUACGGUCAUGACCCCCAAGGCCACACAGAUGCCCGCCACUCCUCCCAGUCCCAGCGUUCCAGGCAGUCCUUCCGAUCAGAUCAGCAACACACCCCCUUACUGCCUGCCUCUGAGCAGCUCCUGGAACUCCCGGAGCAAGAGAAUGGCACUGAGGGGGGUCUGGAGGAGGAUGAUGAGCAGGAAGCUGGGAGCAAGGGAGCCCAGGAGGAUCUGGAGUCCCAGAUGACAGCCCGCUCAGCUCACCUGGAGCGUGAGAGGCACCAGCAUUCUGCUUUUGACUAUCGAGAUAUGGCAGGGUCCAGUUCAGAGGCAGGCAGUGACAAUGUGAAUCAAAACGCAGACCCUUCUGGUGGGGAAUUGGAAAAUACCCAGAAUCAACCGGUCGGAGGCUCAAAGAAAGGUGACAGUGAUAACUACAGUGCAGAUGAUAACAGACACGGCUUUGAUGUGGCUGAUAGGAGGCCUGAGCCUGAGGGACACGAGGACGAUGCAGCCAGCAAUGAUGGCAGGAGUGGUAUAAGUGACGGUGACAGAAGUGGGACAAAGCGGGAUGAUGAUCAAGAUUCCCUACGCAGUCACUCCUCUGCUUCACAUGAUUCAUAUAACUCAGAAAACUUCUCAGAUCAGGAAGAGACAGAAAAACGGGAGCACCAGCAAGCCCUCCAAGAGACAUCCAGGAAAAGUUCAGUAGUCUCUGAGGGAUCACAGAAUUCUGCCAGGAGCAGGACAUCAGCCGCUGCCAGUCACUCCAGACAGAGCCAAGCUUCAGCAAGAUCUAACCACACACCCUCAGCCGCCUCACAGAAAUCCACGGUCGCUGCCAAUCAGGGCGCAGCCUACAGAUCAUCAAGCUUUGGCUCCUUGCAUCAAAGUCUCAAUGACAAGAAACAAAGGAGUACCGUUGCGCAGUCUAGAACAAGCUUGCAGUCCGGGAAAUCCAACAAGUCUACAUCUAGUAAGAACAGCAGCAUCCGGAAUACACAGCAGAGCUUGAAAUCUGUCUACAGCACUACCAAGGCAUCUGAUAAUCCUCCGCAGAACAGGUCACAAAUAUCCCUUCAAUCAGCAGGACUUACCAACAAAGAAGGAAGUCGGAAAUCAUCAGCAAACUCUCACCGGUCCUCUCACGGAAAUAGAGAGAAGCCAUCAUCACCAGCUGCUAACUCCAGAUCUUCCAGGGCUUCUGUAGGGAGGGAGCAAGCGUCGCCUCUUGGCUCCAUCAAGUCCCAAAGGUUGCCCACCAGCGAGCAAGCACCUCAACCACCCGGUUCUCCCUCUUCAAACUCGCAAAGAUCCUUCCAAAGUGAUGGCCGUGACAGUUCAUCUUCGCCAGUGAGCUCCAAGCAGACCAGUAGACCUCCGUCACAAAGAUCCGUCAGAUCAGGAGAAGACCUCCAGAGGUCCUCCCCCAGACAAUCACCAAGUAAUCAUUUUGAUAACAGAAUCAACACUGAUAUCCAAGAAGCUCCCGGCAGCCGCCCUCAGAGCAACAGAUCUCAAACAUCUAUCGAAGACCCUGCAAAACUUGGAGACAGUGAAAGGGCUUACAACGAAAACACUGACCAUGAGCCCCAGGAAACCUCAAGCAGCCGUCCACAGAGCCAUUCCUCUCACAGAUCCGGUGGGUCAGCCAAAAGAAGUACAGCCAAUGUGAAAGAACCAGAGCUCCGUGAAAGCAAGGAUGACCAGCAGACCGACAAAGGCUUCAGCCUAGAUCCUCAGGAGGCGACGGAAGAGCCAGCCGCUAACGGAGAGGCCGAAAAGCAGGAGAUUCCAGAUGACGAUGAUUUCUUUGGGACUGGCGUCACCAACAAAGAUGAGCCACAGUAUUGAUUCCUCAAAAUCCCUGGCAUUCCAGUAGAACCACAUUUACCAGUUUGGGUCACUCCACAAAGCUUCAAUGCUAUUUUGAUGUUGUUUGAGUAUAUGACUGAAGAGAUUUAAUUGGAGUAAGGUUGCUCUCUGCCGUACUUAGAUUGAUUUUUAUAAAAAAAAACCAUGUGUAUUGUAUUUUGCUUGUAACGUCUGUAAAGUUAAUGUUCAAGUUAAAGUUGCUGUGAGUUUUGAAACACUACUUUGAUGUUAAUAAUUAAAUCAGAUGAAAUACGAUUGUGUGAAAUGAUCAUUUGCAGCCUGUUGUGCCUUUCAAAAAUCCAUUCACAGGAUUGAUCCGUCCAGCCAAAAUAAAAUCUUAAAAUUUAUUUUCAAAUCGGAAGGAUUUUUAAACUCGUUAUUGGACUUGUAUGUAUAGUUUAACAGUGCCCUGUGUGCGCUGAUUAAGACGUUUUUGAGGAAUAAAAAGUAACGUUUGUAUAAAUUGAAAUGUAAAAUUACUGACAGUUUGCCACGCGUGCACAGUAAACUGCGUUCUGAUUUCUUUGUUUCUGCUUAGUGUAUUUGAAGUUAAAAUGUUAACUACUUUUGUAGUCCUCAAAUUACGAUUUUUAUUUAGAAACCUGUAGUUAAGAUGUCAAAAUGCUUCUCAAGAAUUUCCCACCGUCCCUUUGCUACAUAGGAAAGCACAGUGCUCAGCUAUGGCUAGCCAUUUGUGCUAUCUUCGUAAGCAUGUUUUCUGAUUGCAACACGUGCUGACCACGUGGGCCUACAUUCAAAUACAUAAUGGACUGUACGCAGGGUGGGCAUGCCACACAAAAUGUUGCCUACAUUCCGCUAACAAUUCGCGUACUCGUAUUUUUGUAAGUGCCGUCCAAACCAAUGCAUAUAACAACGUAUACUGAUAUCGCUUGUUAACUUGUGACAAGACGGGUGUAAAUGAAAAUUUGGACGAACUUGGA